Bursaphelenchus xylophilus (pine wood nematode) is the source of this 440-nucleotide messenger RNA. The record is from the annotation of a GenBank genome assembly. Lineage: Eukaryota; Metazoa; Nematoda; Chromadorea; Rhabditida; Aphelenchoididae.
AUGUUGCAAGAAAAAAUCACAAAUAAGUGCGAGUUCGAAACUCCAUGUUCUACGGAUGGAGAUUGUGGCUACAAAGGUAAGUUAUUAACAUUUACAGAUAAUUGAACGAGUUUUUAUAUCCUAGGAACUUGCAUUGGGGGGAAGAUUACAAAACGGUGUGUUUGUAGUUGCUCUAACUUUCGGAAAUGCGAACAUGAUUCAAGAUGUGGUUUGAACGGUGCGUGCGAUCUUCGUCACUCUUAUUGCAACUGUACUAAAGGUAAGUUGGAAGCUUAAUGCAAAUUAUUGCAUCUUUUUUCUUAGCAUAUCACGACCAUGGUCUUGGUUCGAUGGAAAAUGUACGAAGAAACUUUUGUGGCAAGAAACCAUGUUUAAACGACGAUGAUUGUUUUGGCUCGAUGUGCCUUCAUGCAGGAUUCUGUGUUUGCUCUAAAGGUUAA